Messenger RNA from Linum trigynum, 3385 nucleotides. Lineage: Eukaryota; Viridiplantae; Streptophyta; Magnoliopsida; Malpighiales; Linaceae. The record is from the annotation of a GenBank genome assembly.
GUCCUUGUCACGUGUAAGAGUGGACACGUGGAAGAAGCUGACGUCUCGCCUGCCAACGCAACAGAAUGGUAGACCCCAACAAACAUUUGGCAAUUGGCGGGCGCCCAAAGUCUGAAAAAACUCAAAACUUCAAACUGUGAUGCGGCCCCCGGCCCAAGGUUCGGCUUUUGUCCUAUCCACCAUUCAAACGAGGGAAUUGGUAGGCUCGGGAACCAACCUAACCACGAACCGAAAAUUUUAAAAGGUUAGCGAACCGACACGGCUCUCUGCAUUCCCGAGUCAAGACAGAGACCCGAUUCCUCUCUAAAAUCCAACCACGCCAUCUCUCUCUGGCUGUCUGUUUGUGAUUUAUUCCCUAAAUUAACUCUCUAAUUACAUUUAAAUCUUGUGGCUGAAAAUAGGAAACAGUAUCUCGACGUCACAUUAUCACAAUCUCCAAAUUAAUAUAAUUUUUAUUUAAUUACAACCCGUAAAUUAGAUCCAAUCCGAAAUCUCUCUUCUUCUUAAUUCCCUCAUCUCUCCGACUCUCCCAUGCUGCGUAGUAGUAAAUGCGGGCGGUGUUGGUCUACUCUAGUUGACUGUUCGAUAUAAUACUUAAUUAAAAUGAAAAUAAAAAACCAGAGCAGUAAAACACGGAAAAAACAAAAAUUAAAUACGGUAGAGAAAGAAAAAAAAAAAAAAAAAGGAAGAACCCUAAGAAUAUGCAGAUGCAGUUGACAGACUGUUUGUCUUCUUCUCUCCCUCUUUCCCCCCAACCAGCUGAGUGACGAGAGAGCGAGCCAAAUAGCUCUCCAGUGUCCCGCCGACUCCUCCCACCUCCGUUUUGCUUCAAUCGAUCAUUCCCGUCGGAAGGAAGGUUGGUGAACAGAGUUCGACUCUGAUGUCUGAAGCUCACCUUGCUCCUUAGUCUCUGAAUCGGAAGAUCAAGAAAACCAAAAGGCCGCCAUUUCCAGAGCGACUCCAAGCUUUACCUUCUUCUUCUGCUUCUGAUCAGAGAAGCAGUGUAAGCAGGUCCGUCUCUUUCCCCGCGUCUCUGCUUUCUAAUUUUUGUUUCGCUUCUGGUAAUUUGACAAAAACCGACCCCUGGAUUCCCGCCUUUUUACCAUUUCCCUUUGCAAUGUUUCAAGAUUUGUCUCCAUGACAGGUUUUCUGGAUCCCCCUCUCCCCUGCUUUUCUUCCUUUCAGCUGUCCGUUUCUCUUCUUUCUUCCCUAGAAAAGGGCCAUCUUUCACGUUCUUAUGCUGACUACCGUGUAAAUCAUUUCAAGGGUUUUUGCUCUUUAAAUGUGUGGGAAAUUAUUGACUGGUAAUGUUAUUAUAUUUGUAGAUUGGGUGAUUAUACCUGUUGGGGUUUGGCUAAAUUAAAUGAACGGCAACUACUCUCAUCACAUGCAACAACAACAACAACAACAGCAGCAGCAGCCUCAGAUUUCGUCUUCAAGCAAAUAGCUCCCACUCCCGCAAAUCAUACCCACAAGUUAAGAAGGAAAGAAAAGAAGGUCAGCUUCCUUCCGAUCCACAUCCUCUGUGUAUCGGCCAAGAGGGAAGGAGAGUUCAUCCUCAUUGCAGUUUGCCUUUGUUUUCUGAUGUCGGUUCUUGAAAGAAGUCUGUCGUCCUCUUCAUCGUCGUCUUCCUCGACGAUCUCGGUGAGUUCGGGCGAUCGGGAGGUUGACCCGUUGCUGAACGAUUUAGAUGAGAAGAAGCAGAAAUUUAGGCGCAACGUGGUUUCUCUGGCUUCUGAGCUCAAGGAAGCUCGCGCCCGCCUCUCUUCUCAACGUGAGUCGUUUGCUAAAGAAUCGUUAAGCAGACAGGAAGCGGAAAACAGAGCCAAGACCAUGGAGCAGCAGAUUUGUAGACUCCACCGCACUUUGGAGGAGAGGAAUUCCGAGCUCCAGGCCUCUGCUUCUACUGCCGAGCAGUACCUCAAAGAUUUGGGUAGUUUGAGAUUGCAGCUCGCAGCCACUCAAACAACUGCAGAUGCAAGUGCAGCAUCAGCACAGUCUACACAGUUACUAUGCUUGGCAUUAGUGAAGGAGCUUGAAUCCAAGGCCAGUUCAUUAAAAGAGCACGAAGAUCGUGUCAGUAGACUAGGAGAGCAGUUAGACAGCUUGCGUAAGGAUCUCGAAGAAAGGGAAUCUUCUCAAAAGCAGCUCAAAGAUGAAGUCUCAAUAAUUGAGCAUGACAUUAUGCAAGCAGUUGCUGCUGCUGGGGAUAGCAAAGACUGCGAGCUGAGGAAGAUUCUAGAUGAGGUGUCACCUAAGAAUUUGGAGAAGAUCAAUAAGCUUCUAAGCAAUAAGGAUGAAGAGAUAGUGAUGUUGAGAGAUGAGAUAAGGGUCAUGUCUGCUCACUGGAACCUUAAGACCAAGGACUUGGAAUCUCAGUUAGAGAAGCAGAAACGAGCUGAUCAAGAACUGAAGAAGAGAGUUUUGAAGCUGGAAUUCUGUCUUCAAGAAGCCCGUUCCCAGACCAGAAAGCUCAUAAGGAUGGGGGAGAGAAGGGACAAAGCUAUUAAGGAGCUUCAGAACCAGUUAGCAGCAAAGCAGGCAGUUGGUGGGGGAUUCAGCAGCAACGAAAAACACAACUUUUGGGAGACUUCCAGCUUCAAAAUUGUAGCAUCCAUGUCUAUGUUUGUCCUGGUUAUAUUCUCAAAGCGAUGAAGACUGUUUCGAUUUAGCGAGAGAUUAGAGGUACAGUAUAUAGGUGUUCCUCUUCCCCUGUAGGUUAAUUCUAGUGGGGGAUCAGAAGAUAGGCUAAGUGUAGUUUGUAGAAAAGGCACGUUGUAGUAAUGGCCAUAUGUGUAAGUCUGGUUUUGUGUAAUGUGCAAGACGAAUGUGUAGAAUAUGUGGUUCUGGCAGGUGCAAUGCCCACCACAGUAGAGAAUUGAAAAACCUUGAACUUCAUAGAAGCAUCUUUCUUUAAUGUCAAACAAAAUGUCCGUUAUGUAGAUUUCAUAGUGACAAAAACUAGAAUCCAAUGUGAUCUUUUGUUGGUAGAUUUGAUGAUGAGUGGGUUUUGACUUUUGUUACCCUCAUAGGUAGGCAAUGCUAUUCAAUUGACUUAUGUGGUAAAGGUCUAUUGAAUUAGCCGUUAGAGCAAAUGAUUGAUUGGAGCACGCUAAAAUCCUAACCAAUUCUUGUAAUUGGAGUGCUAGUAAGCAAUGCAGUCAAAAGUGUGAUUCUACCUAGAAGCGGUUGGGUGAUCUAGAAGCGUAAAAUCGUAAGAUUUUAAGUUUUAAAACGUAGAUUUUGACUACAUUUUUAAGGGAAUAUCACGAUUCUACAUAUAAGCGUUUUGGUUACCCAAAAUGGUAAAAGCGUAAGCUUUUAAGUUUUAAAGCGCGAUUUUGACUGCAUUGCUAGUAAGUAGUAAUCAAUAGUCCACCAGCUA